AUGCCAGAAAAGUGGGACACACUGGUAUUACGAGACGCCUUAGGGCCUAAUCUAAAAGUCCUGCAACUUUUAGGAUAUUGGCCACCAGAAGAAUCCUCUUCAUUAAUCAGAGGUGUUUACCAAAUCUACGCCACAUUUUGUGUUGGUUUCUUCUUCAUUUUGUACAUAGUCACUGAAGUUAUAAACAUUGUGCUAUCCUUGGAUGAUUUGGAGAAGAUUACCGAAGCAUCAUUUUUAUUCCUUACUCAUUUUGCGCAAAUAAUUAAACUGUAUCACUUUACCACCAAGAAUCCUCGUAUAUGUGCUCUUGCAAACAGUCUACAAGGACCUAAAUUUCGUGCACGCAAUGCCAAACAAUAUGGAAUGUUGAAGAGGAGCAUCUUUGAAGCGCAGUUCACGUUUUAUCUUUUCAUAUCAAUGUCGUUGUCUACUUGUAUUCUCUGGGGGAUAUUCCCUCUGAUUGAUCAAUCUGCAGAUGGACACAUGGCAUUACCACUCAGCUCGUAUUAUCCGUUUAGUACUGAUAAUUCUCCGACGUUUGAAUUAAUCUUUGCUUAUCAAAUAAUUUCGACUUCGAUCAAUGCUGCUACGAAUGUGAGUAUGGAUACUACUGUUUCGUCGUUCAUGUCUGUGAUCUGUGGGGAGUUGAAUGUUUUGAACGAUUCGUUGGUGAAUAUUCGAGAGUUUGCUUUGGAACGAAUGGGGAAACGAGCAGUUGAUUUGGGAUUACUGGAUGAUAGUAAUCAUGCUAAGACGCAUCCUGAAUUGGAAAUGGAAAUGGAUAAGAUUUUGAUUGAGUGCGUUCAUCAACACUGGCAGAUUUUAGAUGCGACAAUUGAAAUUGGGGAACUUUUUAACAUUGGAGUACUUUCUCAAUUUGCUGUUGGUACAAUAAUAAUUUGUAUAACUAUGUUCGAAUUGACUUUGGUCGAGUUGUUUAGUUUACAAUUUGUCUCAAUGGUUUUGUAUCAAGGAUGCAUGUUGGUGGAAAUUAUUCUUUAUUGUUGGUUCGGGAAUGAAAUCAUUCUGAAGAGUGAGAAUAUAUGUUUCUCGGUGUAUAGUUCCGACUGGUAUAGGAACUCGGUUGAAUACAAGAAGAAAAUGUUGAUGAUCAUGACCAGGACGCAGGUACCUAUUCGCUUGUAUGCGGGAAAUUUGUUUACGCUUUCCUUGGUAACAUUUGCUGCUAUUUUGCGUUCUUCAUGGUCCUACUUUGCUGUCUUGCGUCGUGUUCAUGUUGAUGAAAAUGAAAUACAGUAA
Dalotia coriaria is the source of this 1260-nucleotide messenger RNA. RefSeq names its product odorant receptor Or1-like. The transcript has 3 exons. Gene Ontology annotation, molecular function: olfactory receptor activity; odorant binding. The record is from RefSeq and is a predicted model, not a curated record. NCBI's taxonomy places the organism in Eukaryota, Metazoa, Arthropoda, Insecta, Coleoptera, Staphylinidae. Gene Ontology annotation, biological process: detection of chemical stimulus involved in sensory perception of smell; sensory perception of smell. Gene Ontology annotation, cellular component: plasma membrane. Bases 1 to 1260 code for a protein of 419 amino acids.